Messenger RNA from Batrachochytrium dendrobatidis JAM81, 1747 nucleotides. RefSeq lists its product as uncharacterized. Gene Ontology annotation, cellular component: cytoplasm. The transcript has 3 exons. Gene Ontology annotation, biological process: proteolysis. Bases 1 to 1686 code for a protein of 561 amino acids. The record is from RefSeq and is a predicted model, not a curated record. Gene Ontology annotation, molecular function: metalloaminopeptidase activity; manganese ion binding. Lineage: Eukaryota; Fungi; Chytridiomycota; Chytridiomycetes; Rhizophydiales.
AUGAUUACUCCAUCGAUUGUUCCUGUUGUGCUGGACUCACCCGAGAGUUUUACUACUGCCCUCUCUCAAGAAACUGAUGGAAUAAUACUGAUCGGAUCUGCAUUGACUCCAUUGCUUACUGCCACUCCCCUCCAGGCUCUGUUUGCAGCGUAUCCCAAUGCUCUUGCAACCAUCACUGCCCACUUUGCUGCUGAUGCAUCUGCUGCCAAGCAAUCCUCUGCCCAGUUGAUUGUUGUUCCUGGACUUCCUGCCAAUCGUCUGGUUUUGGCUCCAGUUGUUUCUAUUCUCGGUGAUACUGACGAUGUUCGUCGUUACAAUGACGCUGCUCGGGCUGCUAUUGCUCGUGCUUGCUCAGCUGGCAUUCGUUGUCCAACUAUCUUGUUGUUUGACAAUCCCAUCACUGCUUCUGCUGGCAGUCCUUUUGCUGCUCGGGUUGCUGUAGAUUAUAGUAUGUACUUGAAAGUCACUCUCUUGGGUAUCCUGUAUGAGAUUUACCAACCCCUCCAAACCCGAGAGCAUCUUGCUCAAAAGGCAACUGCCAGCAGUGCUGCUCUCUCGGUAGCCUAUUUUGCCGCUGUUGGAACUCCACUACCCGAAUUGAAGCAAGCGAUCCAAUGGGCACUUGCUACGGAUCAUGGUCGUUGUAUUGCUCGUGAUAUUGGUGGAUCUGAUCCUGAGCGUAUGGCUCCUCUGCGUUGUGCACAGUAUAUUGAGAAUGCAUUCAAGGGUGUAGAAAACAUCAAAGUUACUGUUGUCCGCGAUGUCGAUUUGAUCAAAAAAGAAUAUCCUUUGCUGCAUGCCGUGACUCGUUGUGCUCUCGCAGUGCCCAGCCAUUUCCCUGCCGUUGUGCGUCUUGAAUACCAUUCUCCAGAUCCCUCUAAAGUCAAGGAAAAUCUUUUUCUUAUUGGAAAAGGUGUAACCUACGAUACAGGUGGUGCUGAUAUCAAGCACGAUGGCGCCAUGCGUGGGAUGUCGCAUGACAAGUGUGGUGCUUCUGCAUGCGCUGGAUUCAUGAAGACGGUAUCGCUUUUCAAACCCACUGGUGUCAAUGUUAUUGCUACACUUGGAUUUGUUCGCAACAGCGUCGGUGCUGCCAGUUAUGUUUCAGACGAGAUCUUGGUAAGCCGUGCUGGUGUCCGUGUUUUGGUUGGCAAUACGGAUGCUGAGGGUCGUAUGGUUAUGGCUGAUCUACUUGCAGAGGCCAAAGAAAAUGCACUGUCUGAUCGAUAUGCUGCCAUUCCAUCCAGGCUACUCACUGUUGCAACACUCACUGGUCAUGCUUAUAUGGCUACAGGUGAAGGUUACACGCUUUCUUUAGACAAUGGUCCUGCUCGUGAAGGUGCAGUAAGCGAUCGCUUGUUUAAAGCAGGGCACGCCAGUGGAGAUCCAUUUGAACGGUCAUCUCUGCGACGUGAGGAUUUCAAGUUUAUUGUUCCAACCUCGUCUACUGAGGAUGUGGUGCAAGCCAACAGUCUUCCUUCUACUCGUACUGCGCGUGGUCAUCAGUAUCCAGCUGCAUUCUUGUCUGUGGCUUCUGGAAUUGUUGAGCAUGGACUAGAUUCUUUGCACCCCAUUUCAUAUACACAUGUGGAUAUUGCUGGCAGUGCUGAAGAGUCUCUUGGUGGACUGAGUCUUUCCAGAGCCACUGGGGCUCCUGUAUCUGCAUUGACUACAGCAUUUCUUUAACCCAUCAUAACUGUAUGAAUUUUUUAAAAAAGUCCAAGUUUAUAAACCACCUAUGAGCUGG